AUGGGCAGCAUACGUGGUUUCUCGCUCAAGCACCGCGUCGCCACAAGUUUCCGGCGUGUUUUCCGGUGGAAGCGCUUAGCCGGUAGGUAUCGGAGUGUGGAACCGCUAAGCUGGACGGAGCGGGUGAAGACGAAAGCGAAGGCGGUAUUAGGUAGGAAUAUGGAUCCGGGUGGGGGAUACUUCCGGGUUGGUAAAGAAGAAUGGGCGAGCGAAAUACCGAAAGGGCAUAUGGCGAUUUACGUGGGGGAAAAGGAUGGAGAUAUGGAAAGGAUUUUGGUGCCUAUUGUUUAUAUAAACCAUCCAUUAUUUAGGGAUUUGCUCAAGGAGUCCGAAAGGGAAUUCGGGUAUAAGCAUCCGGGUGGGCUAACCAUACCUUGUCGGAUCUCGGAGUUUGAGAGUGUUCAGACCCGGAUCAAGGCGGGUCAGUGUACCCGGAAGUUGCUGUCGUGGAAGAAAAUGUGGUUUUGA
This is a messenger RNA of Salvia splendens (bonfire salvia), 468 nucleotides long. RefSeq names its product auxin-responsive protein SAUR24. The record is from RefSeq and is a predicted model, not a curated record. The coding region runs from base 1 to 468 and encodes 155 amino acids. The transcript has a single exon. NCBI's taxonomy places the organism in Eukaryota, Viridiplantae, Streptophyta, Magnoliopsida, Lamiales, Lamiaceae. Gene Ontology annotation, biological process: response to auxin.